AGAAUCUGAGAGUACCAUACCUCGCUCGCCCUUGAUGGAGGACAAUUUGCGACAAAGUAUCUUUUUUUACAUAAUCUAUGUAACGUCAGAUACCAAGUUUUAAAGGCAGGGAAAAUGGAAUCAAAAGGGUGUCAAGAUCUCAAUUUGUCACACGUUUCAGCGGACAUUCUGUGCGAGUUUCUGGAAGUGGCAGUUCAUCAGAUCUUGUACAUCAGGGAGCUCUAUCCUCUUGGAAUCUUUGAAAGGAAACAGAAAUACAAUGUUCCUGUUCAGCUAUCCCGUCACCCGGAGCUGAACCAGUACAUAACAGAUGCUGUUAUGGGUAUCAAACCACAUGUUAUCAAGGAUGAUGUCCAAUGCGUUACUGUUGUUAUUUUGAAUGCCAAACACAUUGCUGUUGAAAGAUUCGUCUUUGAGAUUGCAAGGCCAUCAACAAAGAAAGUUGAUAGCAUAGAGAAUCGUCUGGAGAGACUAGAGCAGAGUCUACGAGCUUUUUUACUGAGGCUUAAUACAUGCGAUGCAGUUUUGCAUUCACUCCCCCAAGAUUGCACAUUUUCUUUACUGGUUUAUACUAAAGGAUCUGCAACAAUGGAAUCACAUGAUAGGCAACUAUUACAGGAGUUUCCCUGGAUAGAGGCUGAUGAUCACAUGUGUUCUAUGGAGGAUGCAACCCUUGUUCCACUCAAAGCCGUCUCGUCAGAUCUCUUGAAGAUGCAGCUGUAUGUUGAAGAAGCUCCAUCCAAAUUGGAUGUCAGGUGACAAGGAGUGCCUUGUGAACAAUAGAGGGCACUGUUUAUCUGGAUAUGCCGACAGCUGAUGUGUCAUCUUAACCACAUGAAAGGGGACAAAUAGUAAUGUAUUGCAUAGUUUAGGGCCGAGUCAUUACUGGAUUUUUUUUAACUGAUGACUGCUUGUGAUUUUUCGGCGGAGACCGGGGCCCCGUCUUACAAAGAGUUAUGAUUGAUCCAAUCAAUUGUAACUCUAUGGAAAUCCAUCAGUGUCAUAAUUUUUUCUAGAGGAAAUUUGCAAAAUGUCCUUUGUAAACAAAGGAGAACAGUGCACCAAAUUGUUACGAAAUCAAUGAAUUUAUAGAUAUACAUCUAUAAAUAUUUUUGAACAGACAUGCAUUUUAUAUGUUGACUUUGUUGGCUUUCCAUAGUUGCGAUUGAUCGGAUCAAUCACAACUCUUAUUAAGACGGGCCCCUGGUGGAUUGGUGAGGCCAUGUUGUUUUGUCUGUUUGCGACUCUUAAUUACUCCACUGCAGAAUUGCAGUGGAGUAAGUGGACUAAGAGUGGCAAACUGAAAAAAGAAGCAUUUUCAAUUUUGUAGAAAAUAGUCUAAAUUACCACAAAAAAAAUUAUAUAGCCUCAUGAUUCAUUUGGCUUUUGACUCAUAGAAAUGUUGGUAUACUUAACUUUCCAAGAAUAUUUCACCUUUGCAGGAUUUAAAUGUAUCAUUUGACAUCAGUUGGUGACUUUUGCAUGUUAAUACUGAAAAGGGGUUAAAUACUUCACACAAUUAUAAUUAAUAAUGAUAAUGAUAUGCAACAUUUAUAUAGUGCUGCAUAUUAUAUAUUCUGAAAUAUCUGUAUAUACUUGAUAUUGUAUUUUGUUGGAGGUUUUACUAUGCAAAUAUGGGUAUAGAGGAUGGCAGCAAAAGUAAUGAUUGGGUAUCAAAUUGUCUUUCAUCAUGUUUUUUCUCUAUUGAUUGUAACUGUUUGAUGUUAUUAAUGUUUAUGUGUCUGUAUAUAUUUAACAAUGCCAGAGACAGAGAAGUUAUAUAAAGUGCCAGAGAGAUAUAAUGUAAUAUUGAAGACAAGAAAUUAUUGAGCAAAGAAUAGUGUUGAAUAACAGUGUUAUGUGUUAAACACAUGACCUAUUUCAGGGGGGCGUUUCAUGAAAGGACUUGUCGGACGUUUUAUCCGACAAGUCCCAUUUUAUCCGACAGUUACCAUAGGAACAGUGCCUCUCAGCCAAUCAAAAUCAUGGAAAGAUGUCAGAUCUGACAACUUGUCGGAUGAAAAUAUUGAUGAAACGCUCCCAAGAUUGUAUAGAUAUCCAUUUCUGAUGUUAUGGAGUGGGUCUGAGACAGUGCAAAAUAUGCUGAAAGAGACAUAGAAAUUGGAUUAUUCAAUUCUAUCUUUUGCUCAGUCUUGAAAUAUACAUGUAUGUUAUGGUAGUAUUGUUAGUUUGACAAAUCAACCAGAUGUUGCCAGAGAGUUGUGAAAUUAUAGCUAUGAAUGCA
Lytechinus pictus (painted urchin) is the source of this 2245-nucleotide messenger RNA. Its product is annotated as mitotic spindle assembly checkpoint protein MAD2B-like. The coding region runs from base 115 to 759 and encodes 214 amino acids. The record is from RefSeq and is a predicted model, not a curated record. Lineage: Eukaryota; Metazoa; Echinodermata; Echinoidea; Temnopleuroida; Toxopneustidae. Gene Ontology annotation, cellular component: zeta DNA polymerase complex. The transcript has 8 exons.